UUUAUUUAGUCCAUCAUGAUAUCGAUGUCGUGCGUGAAAAAUACCCUCCUUAAAGGACUUCCUAGCUCUUGGAGAUCAAUACUUUAUUUUUAAAUGUUAAUUAAAAGAAAGACUUAGAAUUAAGAUUUUUUAAAAAUAAAUUCACUUAUUAUUACGUGCCAUAGUUAAAAGUUAAAACCUAAACCUCACACUACAGCCUAAAAAAGACCCAGCUCUUCCACGAAAAGAUGUUACGCUGUAUAAGCGCUGUCGUUUCCAAUCGUGGAUUCUUACGAGCUCGUCUUCUUUCUUCAUAUACAAGACCACACAGUUCAGCUCAGGACCUCUACUUGUACGAGUUCAACCAGAAGAUCUCUAAUUUGGCUAAAAAUGGUCGAAUUGAUGAAGCAAGAGCAUUGUUUGAUCAAAUGGAGGAAACUAAUACGGUUUCAUGGAACGCAAUUAUAAGGGGCUAUGUGAAACGUAGAGAAAUUGCUGAAGCAAGGAAACUGUUCGAUGAGAUGCCUCAAAGAGACGUUGUUUCAUGGAACUUAAUGAUUUGGGGGUAUGUUUCGUGUCAUGGGAUCAGGUUCUUAAAAGAAGGGAGAAACUUGUUUGAUAGAAUGCCGGAGAGGGAUAUUGUAUCCUGGAAUAUGAUGAUUAGUGGGUAUGCGAAGAAUGGGAGAAUGGAUGAGGCGUUGAGGAUAUUUAAAUUGAUGCCGGAGGGGGAUGUUGUGUCUUGGAAUGCUAUUGUUACUGGGUUUUUGCAGAAUGGUGACGUGGCUCGUGCAAUUGAGUAUUUUGAGAGAAUGCCGGAGAGGGAUGCUGCGUCGCUUAGUGCGCUUGUGUCUGGUCUUAUUCGGAAUGGGGAAUUGGACGAGGCCGCGAGAGUGGUGGUUAGGUUUGAGAGAGAUGGUGGUAGGAAAGAGAAUUUGUUGCAAGCUUAUAAUACUCUGAUUGCGGGGUAUGGUAGGAGAGACAGGGUUGAUGAAGCUCGGAAACUCUUUGAUCAAGUACCGUUUUGCGAUGGCAAGGGAAAAGGAGGAGAUGGAAGGUUGAGGAGGGAUGUGGUGUCAUGGAAUACGAUGAUCAUGUGCUAUGUUAAGGCAGGAAAUAUUGUUUCUGCUAGGGAACUCUUUGACCAAAUGAUGGAACGAGAUACCAUUUCUUGGAAUACCAUGAUUAGUGGCUAUGUUAACAAGUUAGAUAUGGACGAAGCCUCCAGACUUUUUUGUGAAAUGCCAAAUCCUGAUAUUUUUUCGUGGAAUACGAUGAUUGCAGGGCAUGCUCAGAUUGGUGAUUUGGAUCGUGUUAAUGAUUUUUUUCGGAGGAUGCCCCAAAAGAACUUGGUGUCAUGGAACUCUAUGAUAACAGGAUAUGAGAAAAAUGAUGAUUACAUUGGAGCAAUCAAGAUCUUCAUUCAGAUGCAAGUUGAAGGAGAGAAACCUGACCGGCAUACCUUAUCUUCGGUUCUUAGUGUGUCUGCUGGGAUAGUGGAUCUUCAACUGGGAAUGCAGAUCCAUCAGCUGGUAACAAAGACAGUUAUACCAGAUGUGCCGAUAAAAAAUGCCCUCAUUACCAUGUACUCAAGAUGUGGCGCAAUAAUCGAGGCAGGGACAAUUUUUGAUGAGGUGAAACUGCAAAAAGAAGUAAUUUCUUGGAAUGCAAUGAUUGGAGGAUAUGCUUCUCAUGGUUAUGCUAUGGAGGCUCUGGAAGUUUUCAAAUUGAUGAAAAGUUUUGAUGUGCGACCUACUCAUAUAACAUUUAUUUCAGUUUUGCAUGCCUGUGCUCAUGCGGGACUAGUCGAAGAAGGUCGAGUGAUAUUUGACUCCAUGGCUGGUGAAUUUGGAAUUGAUCCGAGUGUUGAGCAUUAUGCCUCACUGGUGGACAUCAUGAGCCGUCAUGGGCAGCUGGAACAGGCACUGGAUUUGAUCAAUAGCAUGCCAUUUGAACCAAAUAAGGCUGUUUGGGGUGCAUUACUGAGUGCUGCUAAGGUGCAUAACAGAAUAGAGGUGGCCCGAGUUGCUGCUGAAGCAUUGAUAAGACUUGAGCCUGACAGUUCGGCACCAUAUGUCUUGCUAUACAAUAUGUAUGCUGAUGUAGGGCAAUGGGACAGUGCAGCAGAAGUGAGAAUAAUGAUGGAAAGGAGUAAUAUCAAGAAGCAAGCAGCAUAUAGCUGGGUGGAUUCCUCCCAUAGGUGAUUUUUAAUAUGUGCCUUCUGCAUGAAGUCACCAAUUGGAUGGCUGCACUUGUUAAUUUUCAGCUUCAGGCAUCGACACGCUGCCACGCAGUAAGGUUAAGAGCAUUCAACUAGAUUUCCAUGUAUCUGCAGGCUCUCAGGCAGAGGAAAACAGAAACUGGAAAUUUAAGUUAUUUGAACAGAACGGUGGUUUUCCCCGGAAGGAAAAGGCCAGCUGUGAAUUAACCGGUGAUCGCUUGCUUCAAUCCUUGAGAAGGACCA
Molecule: messenger RNA, 2440 nt
Organism: Populus euphratica (Euphrates poplar)
Lineage: Eukaryota; Viridiplantae; Streptophyta; Magnoliopsida; Malpighiales; Salicaceae
Gene: MEF9
Product: mitochondrial editing factor 9
Exons: 1
Coding region: 228-2180 (650 amino acids)
Biological process (GO): RNA modification
Molecular function (GO): RNA binding; protein binding
Source: RefSeq, a predicted model, not a curated record